CGCUCGCUUUCUCUUCUCUCUUCAUUUUUUUAAAUGAAUAAAUAAUUAAUGAUAUUAAUUUUCUUCUUCUUCUGCUUCUUCUUCGUCGUCUGCGGCGUCUUCGUUCAUCGCUUUCCUCGCCUGCCAAGAAUAGGAUAGCCUCCUUUUGGAAAGGAUUCUUCGGACGCCAGGAGCAGCGCAGAGAAUCGGGUGCCGCUCCAUUCGCUUCCCUAUUUCGUCCUCCUCCCCUGCUUCUCUCUGUUUUCCCCUUCUCCCAAGGGAUUCUCUCUCUCUCUCUCUCUCUCUCGGGGUCUCGUUCUUCCUUUCUCCGAUCGUGUCAGCCGAUCGACUGUCGCCGGCGUCGUCGUCGUCGUCGUCGUCCCUGAUUCUUGGGCCCAGAUUCAGUUGGCCUUACUAUCUUUCGAGUGCGAUCAAAAGGCGUGGGGCACAUAAAUGCACUGCCGCAGUGUUAUGGAUAGGAGAUUCUUGUUGCGCCUUUGGUAAAAGAAAAUGGAUCACAAGUUGCAAGUCGGUGAUCGACCUCAAAUCGAAGAAUUUUAUGUAACAGAUGGGGUCACUUCAGGAGAGAUCAACCCAUGAUUUUGAGGAUACAAGCGCAUCCAGCACAUCAAAAGUUUUUCAGAAGAUGAGUCCUUUUCAUGCAGCCGAAGAAGGGCCAUUUUCAGGAACUUCGCAAGUUGGAAGUGUUAACAUGUUCAGUUGUGCAUGUAGAAGUAUAAAGAUAGUUGUCUUCUCAAAUAAACUCAACUUGCUUAUGCCAUUUGGUCCGGUAGCCAUCUUGGUUCAUAAUUUGACUGGCCAUCAUGGGUGGGUUUUCUUUCUCAGUUUACUGGGUAUUACACCUUUGGCUGAGCGUUUAGGUUAUGCUACAGAGCAACUGGCUUUCUACACUGGUGCUACAGUUGGUGGUCUGUUGAAUGCAACUUUUGGAAAUGCAACUGAAUUGAUUAUAUCAAUACAUGCACUGAGAGGCGGAAUGAUUAGGGUGGUUCAGCAGUCAUUGUUGGGUUCAAUCCUCUCAAAUAUGUUGCUUGUCCUUGGUUGUGCAUUCUUCUCAGGUGGGCUUGUUUAUAUGAAGAAGGAACAGGUUUUUAACAAGUCAACAGCUGUUGUAAACUCGGGGCUGUUACUGAUGACUGUCAUGGGUUUACUUUUUCCUGCUGUCCUCCACUCCACACACAGUGAGGUGCACUCUGGGAAGUCAGAACUGGCUCUUUCGAGAUUCAGCAGCUGCGUCAUGCUAAUUGCAUAUGCUGCCUAUCUCUUUUAUCAGUUGAGGAGUCAAUCAAAUCAAUAUGUCCCUCUCAAUGAGGAAGGGAGUCCAAGUGGAGAGAGUGCAGAAGAUGAUGAUGAGUCACCAGAGAUCACUAAGUGGGAAUCUGUAAUCUGGCUUGCAGUAAUGACCGCUUGGAUCUCAUUUUUAUCAGACUAUUUGGUUGAUGCAAUAGAGGGGGCAUCCUCAGCCUGGAACAUACCUAUUGCAUUUAUUAGUGUGAUAUUACUUCCCAUUGUAGGUAACGCAGCAGAGCAUGCGAGUGCCAUAAUGUUUGCGAUGAAAGACAAACUUGACAUAUCUUUGGGAGUGGCAAUAGGAUCGUCAACUCAAAUUUCUAUGUUUGGGAUACCCUUUUGUGUGGUUGUUGCAUGGAUAAUGGGGCGCUCUAUGGACUUGAAUUUUCAACUCUUUGAAACGGCAGUUCUUUUCAUUACCGUAUUAGUUGUGGCCUUCUUGCUUCAGGAAGGAACUUCUAAUUACUUCAAAGGGUUGAUGUUAAUACUUUCCUAUAUGAUCGUUGCUGCCAGUUUCUUUGUUCAUGUUGAUCCACCCAAAGAUGAUAAAAUGUAGAGACAUGGGGAAGUUACGUGGUUGGAUGUUCAGAAGCGUACGCUUUAAUCUGAAUGUACAUACACCACAUUCGACGUUACACAUCUCCAGCUCCUGCCGGUGCGUGUUUGGUAGUGUCCAUUUGAUCGAGCAUCUUGGCUGGAUUUUGUUCCACAUUUCCAUCAUCUUAUAUCUAAAAUCAAGAAGGAUCGUAUGAUAAGAAGUCAAGAAUUAUUUCGCUUCUUGUCUGAUGUCAAUCACAUGCACAAGUCAACCUCGAUUGCAACUAAAGCAGUUGAGACCCAUCACAAAAUGAUGGAAUCAGUUCAUGAAAGGUCUCCUUUUCUUUUUCUAUCUCUAUUCUUUUUAUUGUUUCUGUAAUCAGGGAAUGGCUCCGUACGAUUUGGUUUUGUACAGGUUCCUAUUUUCCUUUUCCUUUUGGUUACAAAGAGAAUUUAAAGAUACCAACCGUGGAGUGAUGGUUUGAGACGUUCACCAGAAAUUCUCAGAGUUGCUAUAUUAGAGUGCCUUAAAUGCUUAGAAACAUAAGUCAAUUUUGAUGUAAUUUACAUUAACUUAAUUUUGCCUUUGUAAUGAAAUUCAGAUGUUAUUUGCAACACUCAGUUUGGAACCUUUGGGUGUUUUCUGCUGGGCUGGUACCA
Molecule: messenger RNA, 2487 nt
Organism: Eucalyptus grandis
Lineage: Eukaryota; Viridiplantae; Streptophyta; Magnoliopsida; Myrtales; Myrtaceae
Product: vacuolar cation/proton exchanger 5-like
Exons: 13
Coding region: 548-1846 (432 amino acids)
Biological process (GO): intracellular calcium ion homeostasis; calcium ion transmembrane transport
Cellular component (GO): plant-type vacuole membrane
Molecular function (GO): calcium:proton antiporter activity
Source: RefSeq, a predicted model, not a curated record